Messenger RNA from Ruditapes philippinarum (Manila clam), 3682 nucleotides. Its product is annotated as dynein axonemal heavy chain 6-like. Gene Ontology annotation, biological process: microtubule-based movement. Gene Ontology annotation, molecular function: dynein light intermediate chain binding; minus-end-directed microtubule motor activity; dynein intermediate chain binding. NCBI's taxonomy places the organism in Eukaryota, Metazoa, Mollusca, Bivalvia, Venerida, Veneridae. Gene Ontology annotation, cellular component: dynein complex. The record is from RefSeq and is a predicted model, not a curated record.
UUAAAUCCAAACUACAAGGCAGCUAUUGCAGCUCUCAAUGCGCUCAGUCGACAGGACCUGGAUGAAGUAAAAAGUUUCAGAGAGCCACCAGAACUUGUGAAAUAUGUUGUUAACUCUCUUUGUCUGCUUUUCAACAAAACACAAGAUUGGGAGAAUGGCAAAUUAUUACUUACACGAGAAAACUUUAUACAGGAAUUGAUAUUCUAUGACAAAGACAAUAUACCUGAAGGUAUGUUUGUGGAACUAUCAAGACUUGUCAAAAAUCCAAUGUUUCAACCAGAUCUGGUGAGAUCUGUGAGUCUUGCAGCCGCUGGAAUUUGUUCCUGGGUUCAUUCAGUGCAGAAAUACUCGGACAUCCACAGAAACAUGCAGCCACGACUGAAAAAUCUGAUGGAACAGGAAGAAAAAUUCACAAGGGCUCAAGCAAAACUCGGCCAGUUAAGAGUAGAUGCUAACAGAAUAAAGAGCGGUUUAGAAAGAAAGAUUCAGGCUCAUAGAGCAGCUGUAAAGAGAGCCAAGACAAUCCUUAAACAGAUGCAGAACAUAGAGAGGAAGAUAUCUAGAGCUGUAAAUCUGAUGGAGAACAUGUCAAUGCAACACUACAUUGGUGGAAGUCUUGAACUUCGUAAAGCCAAGCACCAGAUCUUUACAGCUCCUGGAGACGCAUUAAUCACCGCAGCAUGUGUCUGCUACCAGGGACCUCUCACUGACAAAACUCGGUCCCAGCUCCUACAGGACUGGUUAGAUAGGUGUAAACAGGGUAACUUUAAAUUACCAAAAAUUUGUAGGACAAGAUGUCUACCAGCUUGGUAAUGGUAUAGAAGGUUUGGUUUGGAUUUGAGUCUCAGAAAGAUCGUUGACUCUAUAAGUGAAGUUUCAAGUUCUCAGACAGGAAAGUCCAAAGUGCCUCUCUAUCCUUGAUGGCGGACUGUUUCCUCUUCCCAGAGGUUAGGACGUUAUAAAUACCAGCCUGUUGUAUAUGAUACCAGUAAAUAUUACAAGUCAGAGCUGAAACGUCACGGGAGUGUUGAGUACGAGCCAACUAGUGCCGAUGAUGAUGAUUCCGAUGAUGAAGCCGAGCAGAGUCCUCUCCUAACACGCGAAUCGUACUCUCUACAAGAAAUUCUUAGUGACUUUGAUGAACUUAGUAAGUGGCGACUUGAGGGACUUCCAACUGAUUUACACUCAGUUCAGAAUGCUUUACUUAUGAGAGUGAGUUGUUACAACAGGAAAUAUUGCUGGCCUUUAUUGAUUGAUCCAGACAACCAGGCAGAGACAUGGGUGAAGGCCAUACAAAUGAGUGGCAACAUUUUCUCAGAGAAAGAUGUUAGAGAUGGAGAUGAUAAUGACACUGAAGAUCUUCCACAAUUACCGUCAGCUGAUGACAAAGUAGAAGAGGGGUCAACACCCUGUCCUCCAAGUCGUGGUACAGGUGUCACUUUCUCAGAAUAUUCUGUGGAUUAUUCUCAAGAUGGUGCAAUGACUCGACGUACCAGUAGCACAUCUAACACAUUAACUACCAACACUGGAACAGAUUUCACUAAACGAUCACAUUCUCGCAAUACAUGGGAGAGUGAGCAGUUACGUCCAGUAACCUCGGUGACAGCUAGUUGGGAAAUGUAUAGUUUACAUCCAGAUCAGUCUAUAGAACAUCCCAAAGAUAAUCUGUGGAUUAUAGAGGCAGAUGAUCCAUUACUUGACAGCAGACUUAUAAAUGCUAUAGUACAUGGGGUGACAGUAUUGAUUACCCACCUAGAAAGAAAGCCUAUUGACCCCCUGUUUCGAGGCUUACUCCUCAAACAUUUCUACGUUGAUAAAGAUGGUAACAAAGUUGUCAGGGUCGGUAGUUACGAGUUCCGGUAUCAUCCAGAUUUCUGUCUUUAUCUGAGUACUUCGGUCCCACUAUUCCUGAAAGGUGAUGGGCUACACAAUAUUCCGCUACACAGAAUGUGUAUCAUCAAUAUGUCAUUCAGUGAUGAGGCAAUCAUCAACUUCCUGCUACACGAAACUAUGAAAGUUGAACGGAAAGAAUUUGAAGGUCAAAAGAGGUCAAAUGAAAAUGAUAUUAUACAGCAUAGAAGAAAGUUGGCUCAAGAACAUGAAAUGAUCAGAGAGAAGACAUUGAAUCUUUUUGGACCAAUCCUUGAAGACCAGACCAUGCUAGACUCGCUAAUAAAUUGUCAGAAAGAGGUUGAACGUAACAAGAUCAUCCUAGAGGAGACUCGGUACAUGGGCGACCAUCUAGAGGAGAAGUUCUCUCAUUAUGUUCCUAUGAUCAUGCAGGCGGCCAUGUUAUAUAACAUGAUUCAGAGAAUGUUUGUCCUACAUUCCUACUAUUAUAUGCCAUUCUACAAGUUUGUUGAGAUGUUUACAGCAGUCAUCAAGUCUAGAGAUCGAGGAAAAGGAACAACUGGUGCGCCUGCAUCACGAGCAAAGGAACUAUCUGAUGCGGUGUAUACCAACAUCUUCAAGUUUGUGUCUAUGAUGAUGUUUGAGCAGCACUUCCUGUUACUUCAACUUCUUGUAGCUCUAGAAAGACUCAGACUCGGCAAGAAGGCCUCGGCCAAGGAACUUGGUAUCUUUUUGAACGGUUUUGACAAGCAGGGCCUUGAGGAAGCUUCCUUGCUUGAACAGAAACCAGACUGGAUGGAGGCUCAAGCCUGGAUUGAUUGUUUGAUACUGGAGCAGGUUCACCAUGCCUUCCAUGGUCUAAGGAAGUCACUGAUAGCUAACAAUGAGCAGUGGAAGGAGUACUUUGAGCAUCCAGUCUCUCUGAUGAACACUGUGCCUGGUAUGACCAUGCAAGACCUCUUUAUCUUCCAGAAAUGUAUUUUGUGGAAGUUUGCUGCUCCUGAAAGGUUAUCUGAGGUGGCUCAAGCUCUUAUAUUAUAUGAGCUAGGAAGUAUUCGUACAGUACCUGACCACUAUAACAUCAAGGAGGUGUACAACUUCACCUCUAACACAACACCAGUUGUAUUUGUACUUCCUAAUGAUCUUCACGAUGUAGAAGUGUCAGAAGGAACUAAAGGCAUCCCAUAUGUAAGUCCUUCACAUGAGGUGAAACGUCUUGCCAAGGAGGUUGGUAUGGAGGGUAAGGUCAAGGUCAUGAACUUUGGGGUUGAUGGUCAGGUGGCAGAGGUCAAGCAUGCUGUAGAAGAUUGUAUGCAGACUGGUUACUGGCUUCUGUUACAGAACUAUCAUCUAGCAGAGGAACCAGAACAAGAAUUCUUCCAACUUCUGAAAGACAUUGUGUACACAAAAUGGGUAAAGAAUGAUCAGUUACGUGAACAGACAUCUAUACCAGAUGACUCCACUUCCCUCAUUACUUUCUCUAAGACAACUAAUCAAUCAGGUGUCAUGUGUAUUAACAACACAUUCCGUCUUUGGAUCACAACACAGUCAGAUAGGGGCAGACUUAUACCAGGAGUUCUGGUUCAGCAUGGCAUCAAAGUGACAGCAGAAAGUACUGGUAACUUCAAGUCUACAUUACAGAAAGCUUACAGAUCUGUUGCAUUCCUCCUGAAUAACUUCCAUCUCUCACCAGACGAGACACCAAGUGACAAGACGGCCAGGAUUAUGCCCCUUGCUCUUCUACAUUCUAUACUGCUACAACAAAGUUACUAUGGCAACACAGUAUUCCAUGAGAGAACAUCAUUGGUCACUUACAGAUCUUGCAAUGGCA